GUGCUUUGUCCUAGCCACACUCUCUGAGGUGGCUGACAAAAAGGGACAGCAGAACCAGCUUCCUCAAGUUAUACAUAACAUCUACACAUCCCCUGCUUUGACUUAAAUACUGCUGGUAAUGAACAUCAGCUAGAUCUUCCAGCGAGUAAAAGGAAGUUGGAAAGGGGAUUGCCUCUGGUAUAUCACCCAAAGAAAAGCUGAGCAACUUGCCAUUAUUUUGGAGACAGCAAGAAAGGAACAUCUCAGAACUGGGGCCUCAUCCUUUGACGUUUUGUUUUGUUUUGUUCUAACACAAGAAAAAAAAAAAAAAGAGGAGUUAUCCUUCAGCAGCAGAAGCCAUGGAUUACACAGCGAAGUGGAGAACACCACCACUCAAACACCCAUAUCUCAAGGUCUCUCAGCUCUUGGUGCUAGCUAGUCUCUUUUACUUCUGUUCAGGCAUCAUCCAGGUGAACAAGACAGUGAAAGAAGUAGCAGUACUGUCCUGUGAUUACAACAUUUCCACUACAGAACUGAUGAAAGUUCGAAUCUAUUGGCAAAAGGAUGAUGAAGUGGUGCUGGCUGUCACAUCUGGACAAACGAAAGUGUGGUCCAAGUAUGAGAAUCGCACCUUUGCUGACUUCACCAAUAACCUCUCCAUCGUGAUUAUGGCUCUGCGCCUGUCAGACAAUGGCAAAUACACCUGUAUCGUUCAAAAGACUGAAAAAAGGUCUUACAAAGUGAAACACAUGACUUCGGUGAUGUUAUUGGUCAGAGCUGACUUCCCUGUCCCUAGUAUAACUGACCUUGGAAAUCCAUCCCAUGACAUCAAAAGGAUAAUGUGUUCAACCUCUGGAGGUUUUCCAAAGCCUCACCUCUCCUGGUGGGAAAAUGAAGAAGAAUUGAAUGCUGCCAACACAACAGUUUCCCAAGACCCGGACACUGAGUUGUACACUAUUAGUAGUGAACUGGAUUUCAAUAUAACAAGCAACCAUAGCUUUGUGUGUCUUGUCAAGUAUGGAGACUUAACAGUAUCACAGAUCUUCAACUGGCAAAAAUCAGUCGAGCCACACCCUCCCAAUAACCAGCAACAGCUCUGGGUCAUCCUGAUCUUAGUAGUAAGUGGUGUGAUUGCUGUGAUCACUGCCAUUACAGGAGGCUGCCUAGCCCACAGAUCUGCUGCAAGAUGGAGACAGAGAAAUAGGAACAAAGAGGACAUGGACCUGGAAAAGAUGUCCCCUAUAAACAUAGGAUCUGCCCAAGCAUCUGUAUGAGCAGAACAUCUGGAGGUCCCACCUCCAUCUUAGAUUGACCUCAUCUUUGAAUUUCCUCAGAUGGCCAGGAUUAUCCCACCUUGCACUUCAUGCAUCUGUUCUCUAGGAGCCUGUUCAUUUCAGUGGCCCUGCAGAAAGUGACCAGAGGAAUAUGGUGGGGACAUAAGUAGCUCUCUGGUAGCCUUGGUCAAAGAAUUGUUCAGGCCUGGAAGAGACAUUCGGAAAAUACUUGUCUCAUUAAUGACAAGGACAUCAAGGCCUAGGGGGUGACCUGAAUGAUAAAGGUCUGAGCUAGAACCCAGAUUUCCUGUCUCGGGUGCUCUUUUCCAUCAGUAGUCCGGCUCUGUGCUAUUAACUGGUGUGUACAGGUGUACACACCAGUCAAAAUGCUUCUGGAAAAAGAGUAUGUCCAAUGUCAGGUCAACUUCAGAGACUUCAUCUGAUGCAACACUAGAAGGUUUUGUGUUGCUGUCAAAAGCAAUCUGAUGCUAAUGUGUGGUAGUAUGAUGGUAUAUAUACCAAUAUGAGAAUGAUGGAAAAAUUACUGGGGUUUACUCAGUAUCUCAUCUUUCAUUGUGUUCUCCUCUGUUGCUUUCCCACUUCUCCAUCAGGUUCUGGAGAAAGUAGAUCUAUCCAAAACUAAUAUCUGCUGACAUGUAAGAUGAAUGACUUAUAUACCUCAAAGCGAUAGUCACGUUGGAGAGGGAUAGGUUGGUUUAGAGAGUCACAUCCUACUGGUUCAUAUUGGACUGAUAAUCUCCUUAAUGGCUUUAUGCUAGUUUAAACUCAUUUAUAAAACAUGAGAAAGUUCUCAUUUAAAAUGAGAUAGGUUUUAAUUGUAUAUUACUAAACAGAUAUUACUAAACAGUAGCUGUCCUUAGAAUUUGAUUGAGGUAAUGAAAAUAGCAUUCCAUAGGGUUUCCCUAGAUUCCUCAAGUUGCUCUUCCUCCUUGGUAUUUCUGAUCCUUCUGACAUCAGCAGAGAAUUAAAAAUAAAGAAGUGGCCAACUGCCGUUCCUGUGUCACUUACUCAUGAUUCCUUUCUCUGAAGUUGUCUUCCAUAACUCAGUGGACCUGGAGGUAGACCUGACUGGAGGAAUCAGACAUUCUCAUUUGAAAAUUUGACGUUGGACAGCAAGUUGGCCAAGUUUCUCACAUGUAGCUGGGUUUACAAUGUUUAAUUUUGGCAGCUAUCAAGGGACCAGAUUAUGCUAUAUAGUCUAAGGAGCAGAAGUACAGUUUUAAAUGGUUGCCCUCAGAACAAAAUCACUGAAAGAAAUAAAAGUUGGAGACUGACCUGAACUCAAAGCAAAGAAACAAAAAAAAUGGGAACUGCUGCAUUUAAUUAAAAUUAAUAAUCCUUAGACAUGCUCAAAAGGAGACCUCAAGAAGUAAUCACAAAAUAGGACACAUCUAGGAGACAGCUUAUUUAUACUUAAAAUAAAUUAUAUUACAUUACUUAUUACAUUUGAUAAAUGUGUUGGUACUAUUUUCCAAAGAAUUAUACUUUUAUUGAUAUUUUUGUGAUAUGAAUAAAAUUAUUUUUAAAACCAA
Molecule: messenger RNA, 2806 nt
Organism: Canis lupus familiaris (dog)
Lineage: Eukaryota; Metazoa; Chordata; Mammalia; Carnivora; Canidae
Gene: CD80
Product: CD80 molecule
Biological process (GO): cellular response to lipopolysaccharide; T cell costimulation; immune response
Cellular component (GO): external side of plasma membrane
Molecular function (GO): coreceptor activity
Source: RefSeq, marked provisional